Messenger RNA from Heterostelium album PN500, 870 nucleotides. RefSeq lists its product as uncharacterized. The record is from RefSeq and is a predicted model, not a curated record. NCBI's taxonomy places the organism in Eukaryota, Evosea, Eumycetozoa, Acytosteliales, Acytosteliaceae. The coding region runs from base 1 to 870 and encodes 289 amino acids. The transcript has 4 exons.
AUGAAUCAGAAUUACUACCAACAACAACAACAACAACAACAGCAACAAUAUUAUAAUCAACAAACAUUACCUCAGCAACCAACGCAACAACAGCAACAACAACAAUGGAACUAUAAUAUGCAACAGAAUCAACAACAUCACCAUCAUCAUCAUCAGCAACAAUAUAUACAACAACCACCACAAUACAAUCAACAACAGUAUCAUCAACAACAACAACAUCAACAAUUUCAACAACAGCAACAAUAUCAUAGUCAACAACAGCAACAGCAACAACAACAACAAUAUCAACAAGCUUUACAACAACAACAACAACAACAACAACAGUUACAAAAUCAAGCAACACCACAACCAUUGGUUGAUGAUAAUACAUUAAUAUUUCAAUUCAAUGAAAUAUUGAAUGGACUUGUAAAUUCAAAUAACUAUAUAAGAAACACUAAAGAUUGGAUGAUUGGACAUGAAGGUAGAGCAAGUAUUAUCAUUGACCAAAUAGUACAGAGAAUACCAUUAAACAGCAUUGAUCAGAAUAUACUUUUAUUAUAUCUAAUAAAUGAUGUAUUACAUUUUUGUGCAAUCAAAGUGAUGAAUGGAUAUCAAGAGAAUUAUAUAAAAAGAGUUUAUCAACAACUACCGUUAAUUUUACAAUUCUUUACAAAUGCAAAUCAUAUUCAAAGAAAUAAGAUAAUCUCUGUAUAUAUUUGGAAUGAUCAUGCAAUCUAUACUCAAGAAGAAUGUAAUAUGAUAAAGAAACAACUAAAGAUUGUUAUAACACCAGGCGUUUUAGUUUCACAUCUUUUGGACUAUCAAAAGAACACCGGUAGAAAAAAAGCGUUAAGAAAUAGAUAUUAUUAUCAUUUCAUGAAAAUAUAUUGA